GGCGUCCUGCUUCAACGUAGUUGUUGUGCUGUUGCUCUCGGUGCAAGCUGGGGCCAGUGUAGGCCGGACAGGCGACACCCCACUCACCGAGAAGAGUCAGGCACUGAAGAAGGUCGCUCAGCUCCUGCAAGAGCUCAAGGACCAGCUGGUGGACGAUGCAAAGGCGGAUGCCAAGCAAUUCGGGGAGUUCACGAACAUGACCCAGGGGAGCAUCGCGACGGCCUCGGCGGCGGCGGCUCAGAGCGCCUCGCGGGCGGCGGAGCUCACGGCGGUGCUGGACACCGCGAAGGCCUUCCAGGCAGAGAAGAAGGGCCAACUCGCGACAGCAGCUGACAGCCUACUCGAGGCACAGCAGGAGCUGCAGCUGGCGAAGCAGCAGCGGGGCUCGGAGAAGGAGACAUUUGUCAAGAAUUCUCAGAAGCUGCAGGAGAGUACUGACAACCUCAAUCUGGCCCUCACCACUGUGAAGAGCCUCUUCACAGGCUCGCUGGUGCAGACGGAAAGUGAGCGGCCGUCCCCUCCACGAGAAGUUGGACUCCUGCAGGCGACCAAGAAGAUCAGGCAAGCGCUCAACGCCGGUGCGGACCAGCUCCUGACGUCCAGCCAGCAGCGAUUCCUCACGCGACUCUUGGACUCUGCGAGGACGCGCUCCCAGGGCAGGUCGCGGGCGGUGGGAUUCCUGCAGGUCAGCAGUGACAACAAAGCGGAAGGCGAAGCGGCGGGCGCUUCCGACUUUGCUGACCUGGAUGAGCCUGAUGGCGCUGGGGAUUUGACCGCGACUCUGAAGGAGGUAAAGGCGCAGACUGAGAAAGAGCUGACGGCCACGCAACUGGCAGAGCAGAAGUCUGCCAAAGCCUUUGCCGCGCUGACCAAGUCACUGGAGGAGGAGGUCACCGCGCGGCAAGCCGCGUUGAACGAGCUGAAGUCCGCCAUCUCCUCCUCAGAGGAGGCCGCGGGCAAAGCCAAGAGCGACCUGCUGUCCACUAAGAGGCGCUUGGCGGUGACAAACCAGCAGCUCGUGCAGCUCCAAGUGGAUCUUAAGGACAAGACCAAGGACUUCAGCUUGCGGAAGAAGUCCCGCAGCGAGGAGGCCUUCGUGGUGAAGGAGGCAUACAACAUCCUGACCAACACAUCGGCUCCGGCCGCUGUCAGCUUCUUGCAGCUGCAGUCGCAGUCCUGGAGCUCCAGCCAGGAGCGCAUCAGCAGCGCGAGCAGACGCCACGUCGCGCGGCUGGUGGGUCAGGCGACCAGCCCUGGGCUGGCGGCUUUGCUGAUGGAGUCGCAGUCCACUGGAAGGAAAGAUGUCUUCAAGAAGGUCAAGGCGAUGAUCCACGACAUGCUGAGUAAACUCCAGGAGCAGCAGGCCCAAGAUGCUCGGAAGGAUUCGUGGUGUAAGUCCGAGAUGGGGAACACCGACAUGUCCAAGGCCAGCAAAGAGACCAGAGCGGACAAGCUGAAAACAAAGAUGCUCGCCAUCAAUGCCGAGCUGGCAUCCCUGAAGUUCGACAUCGCCACAGGCAAGGAGGACAUUUCGGCCAUGAAGGAUGCCUUGAGCGCGGCGGAAGUGCAACGCCGAAAGGAAGGCGCCAAGGCCAAGUCGGACCUCAUCAUGUACGAAGAGGACCAAAGAGUCCUCAAGGAGGCGUUGGUGGUCUUGGGGCGGGUCUAUGGAGAAGCAACUGUCAAAGCGGACCAGACGGGGUACAAGGCAAAAGCCAAAGGCUCCGGCGUGGUGGGGCUCCUGCAGGUGUCCAUGGACAACUUCGCCCAGCUGGCGGAGGAAACGAGCCAAGCUGAGAAGCAAGCAUCCAGCGAUUUCCAGGAGAUGAAGUCCACUUCGGAGGUGCGACUCGCAACCUUCGAGAAGGACGUGGAGUACAAGAGCCAGACGCUCACCAAGAUGGAGUCUGAGCUGGUUCGAGCGAACUCCGACCUGGACAGCUACCAGAAGGAGGUCAAGGCACUGUCCAAGUAUUUGGAAGAGCUGGAAGUCUCCUGCUCGGUGAAGGGCCUGAGCUUCGAAGAGCGGCAGCUGAAGCGGGAGCAACAGCUGGCGUCCCUGAAGGAGGCGCUGCGGUCUCUCAACCAGGAAGGCUGAGGUGAGAACUCCAGCCGCGUGGGUUGAAAACGGCAACUCCGGCAGCUGCGCCUUUCGCAAUGGGUGAGUGACCCAUGUUUUGGGGAAGGCGGAUAUGGG
This is a messenger RNA of Effrenium voratum, 2197 nucleotides long. Lineage: Eukaryota; Dinophyceae; Suessiales; Symbiodiniaceae. The record is from the annotation of a GenBank genome assembly.